Molecule: messenger RNA, 282 nt
Organism: Diversispora eburnea
Lineage: Eukaryota; Fungi; Glomeromycota; Glomeromycetes; Diversisporales; Diversisporaceae
Source: the annotation of a GenBank genome assembly
AUGCCAUCAAGUAAAGCAUCAAAAAUUAGAGGGGAUCAAAAAUAUUAUACAGGAGUCGCGAAAGAGAAAAUUGGAAAAGUGAUUGGAAGUCAAAAGUUAGCAGAACAAGGAAAAGCCGAGAAACAAGCUGGAAUUUCCGAGCGUGAUGCUGCUUCUGUUCAAAAUGGUGAAAAAGAAAAACAUGAUGAAGGAGCUAAAGAACAGAAAGAUAAAAUAGUUAAGAAAUCCGAUGAAAUUAUGGAACAAGUUUUAAAAUGUAAAUUUACAGAUUGUAAAUUGUGA